CAAGACGUGUCCUGCAAAAUGCGACGAGAUGAAAGCUAACGCUGGCUAUCGUUUCCAAACCCCAGCCCUCGCCACCUCUCCGCUUCCUUAGCUCUCCCCCAAAAGUCUCUCCCACGCAGUCAACUCGUCCGUGAGUCCGGCAGAAACAGUCUUUUAUUGUGACAGAGACUUCCGCCGCAGUGAGAAUGGAUUGAGGUGCGGGAGCUAGCGUUGGCCGGCCAGCCAUGGAGGGAGCUAGAGGAGCCUGUGACUUUGUGUUGUCAGCCUCUAGUCCGUCAAAUGACUUGGUUUAAGUUCUUCGCCGUCCAAAACGACUCAGUCCACGCAUGUAAUUCUCCUUAAAGUGCGCCAGUGCUAUGCUGCGCACACGCCCUGAAUAUGUCAGCUGUCCCGCACACACCGCAUAUACCCAGCUGGCUGUCAUUACAUAGAUCCCUUUCUGCUCUGGAGCUCACCUUGCAGCCAAACAACCAGCCUAGACUGGUCUCUCGUAUACUGAAGUAAAAUUAGAUCAUUUUAAAUAUAUAAAAAAAAAAAAAAAAAAUAGACCUUAGAUUCACUUUGGUGUUAGAUUUGAUCAUCAGCCACUUAGAAGAUUGAGAUUAAACUUUGUGGAAGUUGCAGUAGACUAGUAGGUGAUCCCUGCCCAGUUGUAUGGGAAACGGUGCCGGCUGUAGCAGGGCUGUUGUAGGUCAACGAUGGGAGGCUCUGUGUCUUGCUGCAUCUCCCCGGGGGAGAGUCCCAAGGUCCACAGGAGAGAGGUGGAGCUGGAGGAGUGUCCCAUCACCACCACCGAGGACGUGAGCGAAGACACCGGGACCUACCUGCAGCACAUCAGCGACAGGGAGCUCCCCGACGAACUGGCCCAAGAAGCCAACCCGUCAGACCACCCCAGAGCCAGCACCCUCUUCCUCAACAAGUCACAGACGGACGUGCGUGAGAAAAGGAAAAGCAACUACUUGAAUCAUAUGUCCCCGGGGCUCCUGACAAAAAAGUACAGUUCCUGCUCGACGAUAUUCCUCGACGACAGCACGGUCAGCCAGCCCAACCUCAAGAGCACGAUCAAGUGCGUCGCAUUGGCCAUAUACUAUCACAUAAAAAACAGAGACUCAAACCGCUCGCUGGAUAUAUUCGAUGAGAAGAAGCACCCUCUAACGCGAGAAAAGGUCCCAGAUGACUACUCGGUGGUAGACCCGGAACACAAGCUCAUCUACCGCUUCAUACGAACGCUCUUCAGCUCCGCGCAGCUCACUGCUGAGUGCGCCAUCGUCACUCUGGUCUACCUGGAAAGGCUGUUGACGUACGCUGAGAUGGACAUCUGCCCUUGUAACUGGAAGCGGAUCGUUCUUGGCGCCAUCCUGCUGGCCUCCAAGGUCUGGGAUGACCAGGCCGUGUGGAAUGUGGACUACUGCCAGAUCCUCAAAGAUAUCACAGUGGAGGAUAUGAACGAGAUGGAGCGUCACUUCCUGGAGCUGCUCCAGUUCAACAUCAACGUGCCGGCCAGCGUUUACGCCAAGUAUUACUUCGACCUGCGCUCGCUGGCUGAUGACAACAACCUCGGUUUCCCUCUGGAGCCGCUGAGCAACAAGCGGGCCCAGAAGCUGGAGGCCAUCUCCAGGCUGUGCGAGGACAAGUACAAGGACCUGAGUAAAGCUGCUAUGAGGAGGUCUAUCAGUGCAGACAACCUGGUUGGCAUCAAGAACUCCCAGGCUGUGCUGUCUUAGGCUUUGCGACAGCCAUCUUAGAUCCAGCGAGGAGGCUUAGAGUGAAGCUACAGUCAAAUAACAUUUGCCAAGAGACAUUUCCAAAGUAGAUUAAUAUCAGUGAAGUUCCAUUGCAAAAUGUUAAAUAUCAACUUUGGAAUAGCAUAAGUUUACCAUACAAUAUCUCUAAAAUACAAUGAAUCCAGUCUCUAUGUGUUCAUUACAAAGUACUUAAGCUAUCUGCGUUUACAGCAUGGUAAUUUGAUGAAAUAUUUUGCAGAUUGUCACUUUUUUUUCUCUCCAAAUGGUGGAUGUGUAACCUUGGAAGGAAUCUGCAUGAAAAUGCUUCCUGAAGUCAAACAAACUGAGGACCUCAACAUCUUCUCCUUCUUCUUCUUCUUCUUCUUCUUCAUUUUUUACAUCAGCAGAUCUUUCGGGGAGUAAUUUCUCUGGCUUCGGCCCUCGUCUCUCCACCAGCUGUGUCCCCACUCCUUUAUUCACAUGAUUACAAACUGUCUUGAACUACCCUGUGGUGUAGUUCUGCACAUGGACAAAGACUAGACUUUGUUUUGCUUACUAUGUAGGCCCCUAUAGCUGUGAAAUGUACGAGACUUUAUUUAAUUCAAAUAAAUUUCAGUGGCUGUUUAAAGUUGAGGCUGCUUAGGUGGGAAAA
This is a messenger RNA of Morone saxatilis (striped sea-bass), 2376 nucleotides long. Its product is annotated as cyclin-Y-like protein 1. Gene Ontology annotation, molecular function: protein kinase binding; cyclin-dependent protein serine/threonine kinase activator activity. Lineage: Eukaryota; Metazoa; Chordata; Actinopteri; Moronidae. Gene Ontology annotation, biological process: regulation of cyclin-dependent protein serine/threonine kinase activity; regulation of canonical Wnt signaling pathway. The record is from RefSeq and is a predicted model, not a curated record. The coding region runs from base 699 to 1724 and encodes 341 amino acids. The transcript has 10 exons. Gene Ontology annotation, cellular component: plasma membrane.